AUGGUUGAUCCAAAAAUACAAAAGCAACGUGAAUUACUUCCGAUAUUUCCAUAUAGACAACAAAUAAUAGACGCAAUCAAAAAAAAAAACCUGCUCGUGAUCACUGGCGAAACAGGAUCGGGCAAGACUACACAAAUUCCUCAAUAUAUUCUAGAAAACUUUCCGGAAUGUCGCUUAAUAGGCGUAACUCAACCAAGACGAAUUGCAGCAAUGACUGUCGCAAAGCGAGUCUCCGAAGAACAUGGAACUCGUUUAGGAAAUGAAAUAGGGUAUUCUAUCCGUUUUGACGACUGCACCUCUACAAAGACUCGUCUUCGAUAUAUGACCGACGGCGUUCUUCUGCGAGAAGCUACAACAGACCCCAAACUGUCGAAUUAUGAUGUUAUUAUCGUCGAUGAAGCUCACGAAAGGACGGUGGAAACAGAUGUCUUGUUUGGUCUUCUUAAGCAAACCUAUCGAAUGCGUCCAGAAUUAAAAAUUUUGGUCAUGUCAGCCACCCUAAACGUCGAAAAAUUCUCCGACUUCUUCAACAAAUGUCCGACGAUGGACAUCCCCGGUCGAAUGUAUCAUGUAGAGAUUAAUCAUCAUCGAGAUGCCAAGAUUUCCAGUUUGAAGUCUACUUAUAUAGAACGUGCAGUAGACACUGCCUUAUUUAUUCAUCAAGAAGAGCCACCAGGAGACGUGCUUGUGUUUUUGACGGGGCAGAACGAUAUUGAGAGGGCGUGUAGGGAUUUAGAACGGGAAGCCAGACAUUUGCGAAGGAGUGAUAUUAGGUACGGGAAACAUGUCAAAGCGAUGGUAGUGUAUCCUUUAUACGCUAGUUUGGAGACGAUGGAACAGAGAGCUAUAUUUGACGAACCACCUGAAGGCACGAGAAAGUUUGUUUUUGCCACAAACAUUGCUCAGACUUCCGUUACGAUACCGGGGAUUAAGUAUGUAAUAGACUCUGGUUUCGUCAAGCAGAAGUCAUAUGAUCCUAAUACCGGAAUGGAUGCUCUUCUGGUGGUUCCCAUUUCACAAGCAGCAGCGACCCAGAGAGCAGGUCGCGCAGGCCGCACUGCUCCCGGAAAAGCAUAUCGACUUUACUGUCGAGAAUCAUACGAGCAAAUGGACGAAGAGACUAUCCCCGAAAUUCAACGCAGUAGUCUUCUGGGUACUGUAUUAAGUCUCAAAAAAAUGGGUAUUCAGGAUAUUAUCAACUUUGAAUUCAUUGACCCACCCGAUCCUCUGCUUGUAACCAACGCAUUGAGGCAAUUAUUCUUAUUGGAAGCUAUCGAUGCGAGCGGUAGAUUAACAAGUUUGGGUGACCUGAUGACGAUAUUUCCUCUGAACCCGUUUCUGUCCAGAGUAUUGAUUUCCAGUGCCAAGGAAUUUAAUUGCAGUAGAGAAAUAGUGAUCAUUGUUUCUAUGUUAUCUGCCGAGGAAGUGUUUCAUUCGCCUAAGAACGAGGAGAAGCAGAUGAUUGCAGAAGAAGCACGUAAACAAUUCUAUCAUUCAUCUGGUGAUCACAUGACCCUGCUGAAUAUCUUUGAAGCGUAUCGCGAUUGUGGGCAUGAUAUUGAUUGGUGCAGAGAAAGGUACCUGAAUCACCGCGCACUGUCAAUAGCAAAGAACGUUCGUGAACAAAUUCAGGAUAUAAUGGAAAAGAAUGGAUUACCGAUAAUUAGUUGUCGACGUAAUGAAAAUAGCAACGAUGAAGAGCGAACUAGGAAGAAGCGGAAGACGUAUUAUAGAGAAACAAAGUAUGAUCCAGAACCUAUAUUGCAGUCACUUGCGACGGCUUAUUAUAUUCACCUAAGCAAGCGGCAUCCCCAUAGACCGGUAUUUUACCACUACGCAUCUGGAGCUGCAUCAGAGUCUGUUGAUUCUAACUCGUCCCUAUUAGCAUUACAUAUCUCACCAACGUCUGCAUUGUAUCCUGAAAAUAAGGUGGUCAAAAUUGAGAGCCUGGAUUGGCUUAUCUAUCAUGCCAUUGUAUAUACUAAUAAGGCAUUAAUGAAGACAGUAAGUAAGAUUAGAUAUAAUUGGGUUGAGGAGAAAAUGAGUUUGUUUAAACAACUGCCCAAAACGAGAUUGGAUGGCAGUGAAGUGGCCAAUAAGGAGAGUGGUCAGAACGACGAUAUGUCUGAAAAUGAUCCUGUCAAGAAGAAUAGAAGAAUAGAAGCUAUAGCUGCCGCUAAAGAACGAGCGCUGAGACGGCGAGCAAUGGCUCAAGAAUGA
Paraglomus brasilianum is the source of this 2220-nucleotide messenger RNA. NCBI's taxonomy places the organism in Eukaryota, Fungi, Glomeromycota, Glomeromycetes, Paraglomerales, Paraglomeraceae. The record is from the annotation of a GenBank genome assembly.